UGGUUGUUUCCCCUAGCUGGGUAGACCACUCAGGGCAGGAGCCCAGGACUGAAAGAGCCAGUAGGAGGGAAUUUAGUGAAGGCUUCCUCAGCUGAUGACGCAGUUUUUUUAAGAAUUUAAUUUAAUCCCAAAUCCCGUAACACACUGGGUAUCUGGACCUUUGGUGAACGGAAAAACAUCCGUCAAUAUGUUGUGCUCCCAUGGACCCCACUGCAGGUGGUCGUCAAGGCCUUUGAGUGGUUAGAAUUCAUUUUGGCGCCUCUUCUAGUGUCAGCUGGGAUGUUUAGGAGCCAGGCCGGUUGUGGUGUAGUAGACUUGGAGUGAGGCUCAAAUCUUGUGCACGCCACUAAGGAAGGGUCUACUUGAGAAAAUCAUCUGAUUUCUUGGGACAUCCCAAAGCCCAGAGUGGGACCGCGUUGUUGUUGUUGUUAUUGCUGUUGUUGUUGCAUGAUGUCAUGACUUGGACCAUGGCCUUUGAACCCGAGUUCACCCUGGCGGAUGCUAAGUCGGCCUUGAUUGCUUUGCUCAAUGCAUUUCAGAGCGCCAAAUACCAAACUCAAUUGGAGGCACUCCGAGCAGAGGCGGGAGAUGAUAUGAUCAAGCAAAUGCAGAUUGUAUUUCCAGUAGUGGCAAAGAUACAGGCUGAAGUGAUCCAUAGGUACGGAUUCUCGGCAGAUGGUGAGGGCGUGAUCCAGUUCAUGCAGCAUGUCAAGCUGUACGAAAGAGAGGAUCCUGAGAUUGCCAGACUGUCAUUGCUCGUGAAGUCGCACUCAAUUCCGCCCAUGGACUCAAGAUAG
Molecule: messenger RNA, 797 nt
Organism: Tigriopus californicus
Lineage: Eukaryota; Metazoa; Arthropoda; Copepoda; Harpacticoida; Harpacticidae
Product: protein C10-like
Exons: 2
Coding region: 456-797 (113 amino acids)
Biological process (GO): post-embryonic development
Source: RefSeq, a predicted model, not a curated record